UUGUUUUCAGCAGAACUCAAGACACUCUUUUAUUCCUUUGUUGUUGAUUUAAGUUCAAUCAAGCAUUUUAUCGACAGCAAACGAGUAAUAAUAUCAUAGCUGUACAGCUUUUGAUGACAUGUUGUGUUGUUUAUCGUUGUUGUGUAAGUUUAAAGCUGCAAGUCUUCUCUAAAAGUGUCCUUUCCCACCUCUUCCAGUGGGCGGAGGACUAUGAAUAAAGAGCUGAAGAUGAAGGCGACAAUAAACCAGAAGCUGACAGAGAUGGGAGAACGGGAGAGGCUGAAGGAGCUACUGAGAGCAAAGCUCACUGAGUGUGGGUGGACGGACCAGAUGAAGGCGCACUGCAAAGAGGUCAUCAAAGAAAAGGGUCUGGAGCACGUCACCGUGGAGGACCUCGUUGUGGACCUGACUCCAAAAGGAAGAGCCUUGGUGCCAGACAGUGUGAAGAAAGAGCUCCUCCACAGAAUAAGAGCCUUCCUCGCACAGCACGCCAACUGAUCACGUCCCUGUAACACGGUUUUAUAGAAUUCUAUUUUUAUGGAGAAUUUGAAAUAACUUUUGUGUCUUUUUAGUCUGAAUUUUCAAUAACCUGCUGUAUUUUAACUAACUCUUCAUUAUAGUAGAAAUGAGCUUUUUGCAUGUUUUCGUGCUUUGUUUUUAAUAUGAAACUUCUGUUUUUUAGAGUCAUCAAAAUUAUUUGAAUAAAAUGUGAA
Messenger RNA from Salarias fasciatus (jewelled blenny), 713 nucleotides. RefSeq names its product ENY2 transcription and export complex 2 subunit (gene eny2). Gene Ontology annotation, cellular component: nuclear pore; SAGA complex. The transcript has 4 exons. Bases 211 to 498 code for a protein of 95 amino acids. The record is from RefSeq and is a predicted model, not a curated record. Gene Ontology annotation, biological process: mRNA export from nucleus; positive regulation of DNA-templated transcription. Gene Ontology annotation, molecular function: transcription coactivator activity. NCBI's taxonomy places the organism in Eukaryota, Metazoa, Chordata, Actinopteri, Blenniiformes, Blenniidae.